CGCCAAUCGGGGCGCGGUUUAUUGGCGGCUGCGAGGAGCGCUCGCUGUGCGCGCCCGCUCGCUGUGGAGCUGAGUGCCUGGCGCGGGGCAGCGCGUCCCCUCCUCCCGCGCUUUGUUGGUGCCUCGGCGGGCGGCGGCGAUGCCCGAAUUCCUGGCGGACCCCUCGGUCCUGACGAAGGAGAAGCUGAAAAGCGAGCUGAUUGCCAACAAUGUGAGCCUGCCGGGUGGCGAGCAGCGCAAGGACGUCUACGUGCAGCUCUACCUGCAGCACCUCACCGCCCGCAACCCGCCCGUCAUCGCGCAGCCCGACUUCUCCAGCGACGCGGAGCGGGACCCGACGCGGCCCCUCCGCCUUCGCCAGCGCGGGGCGGGGGCUGGAGGGCGGGCCACAAAGAAAACUGACAAACUCAGGGCAGAGGAAAAGGAUGACUUAGAUGUAACAGAGCUCAGUAAUGAAGAUCUUCAAGAACAACUUACGAAGUAUGGAAUAAAUCCCGGCCCAAUUGUAGCUACUACAAGGAAACUUUAUGAGAAAAAGCUGUUGAAACUGAUGGAGCAAGGUCCAGAACUGAAGACACCAGUGCCUCUCCCAGUGAUUUCUUCAACUACUGAGAACACCAGACAGAAUGGAAAUAAUGAUUCUGACCAGUACAGUGACAAUGAAGAAGAUCUAAAGACUGAGCUGAGGCUUGAGAAGAGGGAACCUCUGAAGGGCAGGAUGAAGACUCCAGUAGCACUCAAACAAAGAAGAGUUGUUGAGCAUAACCAGACUUAUUCUCAAGAUGAAGUUACUGAGACUGUCUGGACAAGUGGAUCUUCAAAAAGUGGACCUCUUCAGGCAUUUUCUAGGGACUCUACAAGAGUGUCAAGAAGAACACCAAGGAAAAGGGUGGAAGCUACAGUACAGUUGCCUGUAGAUGAUGCUGUUAUAUCAGAGAGUACUCCCAUAGCAGAAACUAUAUUGACUGCAAGCAACGAAACCCUAGUUGGCAAUAGGGUGCCUGGAAAUUUCAAGCAUGCAGCUCCUACAUUGUCAAUCAGUGAACCCUCAGACAUGCCCAGAAGAACACCAAAGAAACCACUGAUGACAGCUGAAGUGCCGGAGAGAACUCAGACAGAAGAACGAAGUGUAGAAAGGGAUAUUCUGAAGGAAAUGUUCCCUUAUGAAGUAUCAACACCUACAGGAAUUAGUGCUAGCUGCCGUAGACCAAUCAAAGGAGCUGCUAGCCGGCCUAUCGAGCACACUGACUUCAAAAUGGAUGAAAGUUUCUUUAAGUAUGCUCCAAAAUAUAGUACCUCAAGUGACAUCAAGUCUGAGAAACCUUCAACAAAAAAAGAACGCUCCGUUCCCCUGUGGAUAAAAAUUCUUCUCUUUGUUCUUGUUUCAGUCUUCUUGUUUUCAGUUUAUCAGUCAAUGGAAACUAAUCAAGGAAAUCCUUUCUAUAAAUAUACUCAGAUGUUCUCUCAGGACGGUGCCAAAUGAGUAUCUUUCUGAAAGGCACACCCGAUUUGAUCUCCUAUUUUUAAUUGUAGAGAACUCUCCUGCCCUCUCAUCGGCUCAAGGACUACUUAUAAAUAAUGUGAUUGGAACCUGAUAAAUUUGGAUAAAUGAAGCAAACUAAUACUAAAUGGACACUGGUAACUUUCUGGACUUUGGACUAGUAGGAGAUCACUUUGCCAUAGGAGUUAACUUUUUUUUUUAGGUCUUUGAACUUUUGUAGGCUUUAUUUUUUAAUGUGGACAUCCUUUAAAUUCAUUUUUGAGAAACUGUAUAUUUGUUUUUGCAGGAACUUGAAAGUUGAGAAGGGCAAAAAUGUACUAAAAUGUGAAGCUGUGUUUUUAAAGCUUUUUCAUUGUACAGGAAAGAAGUUGUACUUCUGUCUUGGUAGAUCUUGGUAGAUUAUGAAGGGAGGAAGAUUUGUAACAAGGGAAUGAGGGAGAUGCAUUUUUGUAUGCAUUUUUCAGUAACAAAUUAACUGAAUUUGAUCUCUUAAGAUGUAGGGAGAGUACAACAGGCUUUUCUGUAGGUUACUGUAACUUUUUAGUAAAUGUAACUGUAAACUUGUUUGCAUUUCUGUAAAAGUCUUAGUAUCAUUAGUAACUGUUUAAGUGUAACAUUUAAAUGUAUCACUUCAUUUCAGUGCUUACAGUGUUGUAGGAGUUCAAUAUAAAUUGGCAACAGGUGUCUUAGAGGAACUUAUUUAUUAGUUAUAUGCGUGGAAAAUAAAAAUUGCAUCAUACAAUUUGCUACUAAAUACUUAUUUGGGGUAAAAGUUACCUAAGGUAGUCUAAAUUCCAACUUUUAGCAGUGGUCUUUUUUCUUAAUGUGAGGUCCUUCUAUCACAGCUUUGUGAUUAUCUUUGAAUAUUCAUGUAGAGAGGUAUUCUCAAAGUGUGAAAAUUCCAUAUGAAGUUUUAUUCUUAUAUGAAGAGGGCAUUGCUGCAUUUUCUUCUACAAUUUCAUCUUCUGAGGUGAGAUUUACUACAUUCAUGCAGUUGAGUAUUUUUCUCAGUGGAAGCAUGCUAAAACACUCAAUAUUGUAUAACUUAGUUGAGCAGGCAGCUGACUUCACUACUACCAAUGAGGAGUGAUAAGCAACAACUUUUAAAUUGAAUGUAUUCAUUUUGAUGUGCUUAAAUCUGCAGCAUACAGAUGUUCAGUCUCAUUGCUUCGUACAAAAAUGCAAUAAAAUCAUACUUAUUCUUGAAGUGCUACUUAUGAAAAGCUGAGAACUUUAGUUAAUGGUCUAUUUUUACUAUAGGUACAAUUAUUGCGUAGACUAGAUAUGGGAGAACAUUACUUUCUGUGACCUUUGGGACAAAAAUGGUAAUUUGUAGCAAAGCUAUAGGUUUCUUCUGUUAAGAUUUAAUGUUUUUUCCUUUGUCUGCUUUCUGAGUAAUCCAAUUAGCUGAACUUGUCCAUCCUAUAGAAAAUUGUAACACAUGACAUUCACUUUUUUGGUGUCAAAAUGCAGAAAAAUAAAAAUGAUUUUAAUGUG
This is a messenger RNA of Meleagris gallopavo (turkey), 2998 nucleotides long. The record is from RefSeq and is a predicted model, not a curated record. NCBI's taxonomy places the organism in Eukaryota, Metazoa, Chordata, Aves, Galliformes, Phasianidae.